Molecule: messenger RNA, 387 nt
Organism: Cornus florida
Lineage: Eukaryota; Viridiplantae; Streptophyta; Magnoliopsida; Cornales; Cornaceae
Exons: 2
Coding region: 1-387 (128 amino acids)
Molecular function (GO): nucleic acid binding; zinc ion binding
Source: RefSeq, a predicted model, not a curated record
AUGCCAGCAGGGUCUGCCAGGAGUGGUGUCAUUUGUCAUCGUUGUAAUCAUCUGGGUCACUACAAGUCAGAGUGUCCACAGACAUCGAUUAAUUCUGGGGCUUGUUUUGGUUGUGGCCAACAAGGCCAUAAGGUUAAGAAUUGUCCUAAUCAGGGAGCAGGCACCGGUAGUGGUAGAGGGUCACAGCAGAGGCCGUCACAGACUGCUACGGUUCAGUCAGGUUUCAGACCACCACCAUCACAGUCUGCCAUGUCCUCUCAGGGUUCAAGGCCAGUUAGGAAGGAUACUCCUACUAUGUCAUAUUAUCUGGGCAAGGCAAAUGUGGUAGCAGAUGCCUUAAGCCGAAAAUCUCGUGGGACUCUGGCCUGUUUGGCUAUUCAGAAGUAG